UGCAUUCCACAGGAGCGCACAGGCAGACGGAACAGUGCGGUAGCCGGGGUUGUGACCGGCCAAAUCAACCUGUAAAUAGUUCUAACUGAUACGGCUGGCACACUUUAGUGUACACUUCAGUGUACAUUUAUGUAGAUAUUUCUUUAAAAGAAGGAAAAUAAAAAAGUGAAAUGCUGUUUUUCAUUAUACUUUUCUCAUAUUUACUGCAACUAAUAUCCUUAUAGAAUGACUUGUAUAGCUGUCUGUAACAACCGAUUAAACUGUGAGAGGAGCUGGUGCACCUACAUCCAAUAAGGUACUACACACAAUUUUUAUCCUAUCAUUGGGAAUAUAAUAAUCAUCAUGGUGAUCAUGACGGGGAGCAGCCAGGGGCCCCAGCCCAACCAUACCCAGGGAAGGCCUCUCCAGGUCGGCUUCUAUGAGAUCAUCAGCACUCUGGGGAAAGGAAACUUUGCCGUGGUCAAACUGGCAAGGCACAAAGUCACCAAAACACAGGUGGCCAUAAAGAUCAUUGACAAGACGAGACUAAACCCAUCCAACCUAGAGAAGAUCUACAGGGAGGUCCAGAUAAUGAAGCUGCUGAACCACCCCCAUAUCAUCAAACUCUACCAGGUAAUGGAGACUAAAGAUAUGCUGUACAUUGUGACAGAAUACGCCAAAAAUGGAGAGAUGUUCGACUACUUGACCUCAAACGGGCGCAUGAGCGAGGACGAGGCACAGAAGAAGUUCGGGCAGAUUCUGACGGCAGUGGAUUACUGCCACAGACACCACAUCGUUCACAGAGACCUCAAAACUGAGAAUCUACUGCUGGAUGCCAACAUGAACAUCAAACUGGCCGACUUUGGAUUCGGUAACUUCUACAACGCAGGCGAGCCCCUGUCUACGUGGUGCGGCAGCCCCCCUUACGCAGCACCCGAGGUGUUCGAGGGGAAGGAGUACGAAGGGCCACAGUUGGAUAUCUGGAGUCUGGGUGUGGUUUUGUACGUUCUCGUGUGCGGUUCCCUUCCGUUCGACGGGCCCAGCCUCCCUGCCCUCAGACAGAGAGUCACAGAGGGUCGCUUCAGAAUCCCCUUCUUCAUGUCUCAAGACUGUGAGAACCUGAUCCGUAGGAUGCUGGUGGUAGACCCAGCUAAGAGGAUCAGUGUGGCCCAGAUCAAGCAGCACCACUGGAUGCUGGCUGACCCCACAGCUCUUCACCAGACCCUCAGCAUGACCCUUCCCCUCACAGACUACAACUCUAACCUGGGGGACUACAGCGAGCCUGUCCUGGGCAUCAUGCAAACCCUGGGCAUUGACCGCCAGAGGACCAUUGAGUCUCUGCAGAGCAGCAGCUACAACCACUUCUCAGCCAUCUACUACUUACUGUUGGAGAGGAUCAGGGAGCACCGAGCCCAGCAGCUCAGCCGUCAGUGUGGGCCCUGGAACCAGAGACCCAGGAGCACCUCUGACUCCGGUACCCCAGAGGCCAUCAUGGAGGACAGCUUCCGACCUUCAGCCUACCCCAUCCAAUGCAAGAGCACCCCUCCCAUGCACGCGGAGAUGGAAUAUGACCAAGGUGCAUUGUUCCAACGUGUGGUGUUCCCGGUGGAAGCCAGUCUGAACCGACUGCUGUGUAACCACUCCAUCUCCCCCAACAGCCUGGUGGAGACCAGCAUCAGUGAGGAGGUGCGGCCCCGCGACCUGAAGGAAGAGGUCACACACACCUGCUCGGCCCUCAUCCUGCCCACCACCACCUCCCGGCGACACACCCUGGCCGAGGUCUCUGCUCGCUUCCACCAGUGCAACCCCCCCUGCAUCGUUGUCAGCCCCUCCGAUGGUGCGUCGUCUGACAGCUGUCUGAGGUCCUCGUCCACCCCCAACCCCGCUCUGCACCCCGCUGUAGGUGGCCUGUCAGCCGUGCUGGCCAUUGGGACUGACCCCGGGGCACUGGUCCCCGCCGAUAGCCCACCGGCCCUCUCCUGUCACCUCCUCCCCCAGACUCAGGCUGCCAGCUUCCAAGAGGGCCGCAGAGCCUCCGACACCUCCCUCACACAAGGUCUGAAAGCCUUCCGCCAACAGCUGAGAAAGAACACGCGCACUAAAGGCCUUCUGGGUCUGAAUAAGAUCAAAGGUCUGGCGAGGCAGGUCUGCCCUCCGACCUCCGACCGCAGUAGCCGUGGCACCUGGGGAUCAAUAGGCCCCACCAUCAGUGAGCACCGCAGCAUGCUGGAGGAAGUUCUGCACCAGCAAAGGAUGCUCCAGAUCCAGCACAAGCCCCAACCUCCGCCUCCUUGGCCAGCACCAACCCAGAAUCCCCCGUUCUUCCUGUCCAAGCAGCAGCCCCCCUCCCCCACCUCAGUCUUCGUCGCCCCCUCCACCCUGUCAACCCCAACACCCCCUGCCCUCCCACCAGAGCCCCUGGCUCUCCAGCAUGCCUUCUGGCAGCAACCUCUGGAGUUAUCUUCACCCUCCUAUGGCUCCUCUUCCUCCUGCUCCUCCUCUUCCUCCUGCUCCUCCUCUUCCUCUCUCUCCCCCGUGGGUACUGCUGCUUACCUCCUCGAGGCUCGACUGCACAUAAGCCAGCAGUCCAGCCUCUACCUCGAGACCAACCUCCACCCCCAGACCAACCCCCAGGACCAAGCCCAGGACCAGACCCAGGCUUUCACCAAGGGCCCCUUCCCCCUCAUGCCUAUGCAGGGGAUGUGGAGUCUCGAUUCAGCCUCCGGGAGAGAGUCUGAGAUGCAGGAGCUGGGCUGCGGUGGACAGCAGCAGCUGAGAAGCUGUGUGAUGGUGAAGUAAUGGAGGGAAAGAAAGGAGAAGCAGAAAACAACAACUUCUUAUUGGAACAGAGUGAUUGUUCUGCAUGACAACCAGAGGACAAAAUGUCCUGGUGAUGUCAUCACUGAUGGACAGGAAGGGUAAGCGACAGUGGGAACAGAACUUUGAGACGUGGAGUUUCUCAGACCAUCAGAUGACGAGCAGAUGACGACAGAUCAGAUCCUCUAAAAGUGUGAAAAGAGAACAAUUGGGUAGAAAAACUGAGCAAAGAGGAGAUAGAUUUUUUUUAACUGAUGCAAGUCACAAAUCUACACUCUUGAACAACAUGCAAACACACAUCUAGUUGUGUGUGUCUGUGUGUGAUCACAUAAGCUGAGAAUUAAGCAAUAACCAAACUCUGGAGUGACGGCUCUGAGGUCUCAUCCAAACCCCCAGAGAAGCAAUAAAGGUCUGGGACCCCCUCAACACAACAGGGGACCUCCGUUCCUCUCCUUUGUCCCUGAUGGGGAUCCCAACUUACCCCUGUCCCGCUGUGGAGGGGUGAGUGAAGGACUAGUCUUGAAACCCCAACGAGGACUGGUAUCAAUGUACCAUACUAGAUCAUUUUAGACCUAUUUCAACAGUUUCAUUUGUAUUUUUUUCAUCAAGUUUGAAAACAGGAGGAUCCAGUCUUCCUGAUUUUGUUUUGUGUUACUUUUCCAGUUUUGCUCAGUGUAUAUAUACCUUAAUUACUUAUUACUUAUUGUUUUCACUUAAUUAGAAAAGACCAAAGUUAUUUCUUUAUUUUUACUUUGUUUGUCUUUUGGAGAAGAUAUUACUUAUUGGUCACAUACACAUGUUUAGCAGGUGUUAUUGUGGGUGUAGAGAAAUGUUUGUGUUCCUAGCUGCAACAGUGCAGUAAUAUCUAACCAUACACAACAAUACACACCAAUCUAAAAGUAAAAGAAUGGAAUUUAGAAAUAUAGUAAUAUUUAGACGAACAAUGUCGGAGUCAGGAGUAUAAAUAAUUAUAUAUAUAUACACACAUAUAUAUACACAUAUAUAUAUAUAUAUAUAUAUAUAUAUAUAUAUAUAUAUAUAUAUAUAUAUAUAUAUAUAUAUAUAUAUAUAUAUAUAUAUAUAUAUAUAUAUAUAUAGUACCAGUCAAAAGUUUGGACACACCUACUCAUUCCAAGGUUUUUCAUUCUUUUUACUAUUUUCUACAUUAUAGAAUAAUAGUGAAGAAAUCAAAACUCUGAAGUAACACAUAUGGAAUCAUGUAGUAACCAAAAAAGUGUUAAACGAAUCAAAAUAUAUUUUAUAAUUGAGAUUCUUCAACGUAGUAACGUAAUCUUUGCACACUCUUGUCAUUCUCUCAACCCUUGAAUGAGUAGGUGUGUCCGAACUGUUGACAUGUACUGUAUGUAUGAGCGCAUAUGUGUGAUGGGAUGUAUAGACAUUGUGGACAGUAUGUAGAUAGAAUAUGUAGUAUAUCUGAAGAAUACGUGGAUAGAAUAGUAUAUGUACAGCAAUAGUUGAAUAGGAUGGACUUGACUAGAAUACAGUAUAUACAUAUGAAGUGGGUAAAAUGGGAUAUAUCAAUAUUCUUAAAGUGACCAGUGUUCCAUGUCUGUGUACAUAGGGUAGCAUCUUCUAAGGUGCAGGGUUGAGUAACCGGGUGGUAGCUGGCUAGUGACAGUGACUAAGUUCAGGACAGGAUACUGGUGGAGGCCGGCUUGUGAUGGCUAUUUAAUAGUCUGAUGGCCUUGAUGGCCUUUCAGUCUCUCGGUCCCCGCUUUGAUGCACCUGUACUGACCUCGCCUAGUCUGUAGCCAUCCUACAAACACGCAGUAUCAUAACUAUUCUAAACUUCCAAACUUUCUUUGAAGACAAUGUUAUUGUGAUUUCACAAACUGUGAUUUGUUUGUGCGAGAUUCCAGCUGAGCUUAUACUGCUUUCACCAGAGAAGAAAAAAUGACUUGCUGUGUGACUAAAGCACAAUAGGUACUGCUGUUAGCAAGCAGUGUGUGCAUGCGUGUGUGUGUGUGUGCACCUUACAAAAAGGUUGAUUUUCAAUUAAUCAUUUCUACUCAUGUAUGGUUACUUUCUACUCAUAUUCCCUCUGUAUUUAUGUCAUUUUAUAUGUCUCAAUUUGUAAAUAUUGUCAAAAUGUAAGACCCUGAAGACCUAUGAGCAUGAUGUCAUUCCCUAUCAGGGGAAAACAUUUACAUUUGAGUCAUUUAGUAGACACUCUUAUCCAGAACCACUUACAGUAGUGAGUGCAACCAUUUCCAUAACAAAGCUUUACCCACUAUACGUUUCACCUCAUAUGGGCUACGUGUAUGCUACAUGAUGUGGUGCUUUCACACAGCCAGAACAAAGACUUUGGGACUAUAGUGCAAUAUUUCACAUUGAAAUGCAGAAGAAAUGAGAGAUAGAGAGAUGACAUAAGAUACUACAGUAACUGCCUGCUGGUGUUCAUUCGAUUGUUGUUUUUUCUUUUUGUAUGAAUGUACAAGGUUUUCCGACCUUCAUAGGCAGCAAGCUGAGUAGAGCAGGUGGUAGAAAGCUUCUGUUUUUUGUUGAACAUAGAAAUGCAUAUGUUUAGAAGAAAGGACCCAAACCAUUUCACAGUGCUUUCCCUAUCGACAACAUGGUUGCCUGCUACUGCAUGAUGGCAGAACUCGAGAUUAGCCAAAGAGAGAGCAGCGGAGUAAGAGAAAGAAACACGUUGACUCAAAAUGUUAAGCUAGUGCUUUCAUGGCAUACUCUGUGUGGCCCCUGCAAUGAGAAAGCUGCUUCUGCCACUAGAUGCUAAUGCAGGACCAUGGCUGUAUUUGUUGAUGUAUUUUCUAAGAAAUAGAAAAGUUGUUUCAAUGAAUUGUCUGUAGGUGGUAAAGGUACAGUAUCUAGAUAGAGUUAUGCACAGCAUGUUUGGGUUUAUGUGUUAGGCCUAUUUAUGUGUGAAGUGGUCUCAUUUUGAACAACAUGUUGAAGGGGGAAAGUGUUUGAAGCCUGAAGCUAAAAUGUUGUUUGAUAGAUUUCUCUCUGAAAGCAGCAUUGUUAAUAUUUCUAAAUGACAUUUCAUUUUGGCUGAUUGCACUCACCACCAACACUUGUGCCUUCUUCAGAACAAACCCCAUACCUUCAGAGAAUCCCUGCUUUUCUCCAAUCAGCACACAGUGAAAACAGGUGGACCCGCCAUGGGCCAGACACUCAUAAGACCCAGUUUUCAUACUUUGAUUUAACUUGCUGUAUUAAAGAAAAAAAUAAGCAUUGCACUUUACAGUGAAUAUUUCUCAUUUCUGAAAUAGGUUUUGUUGUUCCUGUUAGUUGAGAAAACUGGUCACAAACGUAGUUUAACUGAACUAUUGAAACACUAGUAACCUUUUUGACACAGAUCUGUAAGAUGUUCUUUUUGGUAAAAUGUUGGAUGUGAAGAAAUAUGUUUUAUGAUUUUCCUGAUUUGCUACUUGACUGUGUGUGUGUUUGUAUGAAUGUUAUAUAGAAAGAUUGUUUAUUUAUGUGGCUAUUUAUUUGAAUAAAAUUAACUUCCUAAACAUAAA
This is a messenger RNA of Oncorhynchus keta (chum salmon), 6302 nucleotides long. It is a transcript of the gene sik1, whose product is annotated as salt-inducible kinase 1. Gene Ontology annotation, molecular function: ATP binding; tau-protein kinase activity; protein serine/threonine kinase activity. Gene Ontology annotation, cellular component: cytoplasm. Lineage: Eukaryota; Metazoa; Chordata; Actinopteri; Salmoniformes; Salmonidae. The coding region runs from base 343 to 2778 and encodes 811 amino acids. Gene Ontology annotation, biological process: intracellular signal transduction; protein phosphorylation; microtubule cytoskeleton organization. The transcript has 12 exons. The record is from RefSeq and is a predicted model, not a curated record.